This is a messenger RNA of Marmota monax (woodchuck), 41667 nucleotides long. RefSeq names its product transcription factor RFX3. Gene Ontology annotation, molecular function: RNA polymerase II cis-regulatory region sequence-specific DNA binding; DNA-binding transcription factor activity, RNA polymerase II-specific. The transcript has 7 exons. Gene Ontology annotation, biological process: regulation of transcription by RNA polymerase II. Bases 124 to 1092 code for a protein of 322 amino acids. The record is from RefSeq and is a predicted model, not a curated record. NCBI's taxonomy places the organism in Eukaryota, Metazoa, Chordata, Mammalia, Rodentia, Sciuridae.
GAAAACACAUUUAGUGAUAGCUAUUCAUUAGCCACCAUUGAAGAAGGGAUUAAACUUUAAAAGAAUCUAUCAAAAAUCUCUGGUCAGCCUUUUAUUACUAUCUUGUCUUGAGCCCUUUUUUUAAUGACAUCUAUUAUCAGAUUGAAAUGGCGAUUGAGAUUGCAAAAGUCUGAUGGUCUGUCCACUCACAGAAGCUCUCUUCUCAACAGCCAUCUCCAGUGGCUGUUGGACAAUUAUGAGACAGCAGAAGGAGUGAACCUUCCCAGAAGCACUCUGUAUAACCACUACCUUCGACACUGUCAAGAACACAAACUGGACCCUGUCAAUGCUGCCUCUUUUGGAAAACUAAUAAGGUCAAUUUUUAUGGGGCUGCGAACCAGGAGAUUGGGCACUAGAGGAAACUCCAAGUACCAUUACUAUGGAAUUCGUGUCAAGCCAGAUUCUCCUCUUAAUCGUCUGCAAGAAGAUAUGCAGUAUAUGGCUAUGAGACAACAACCCAUGCAACAGAAGCAAAGGUACAAGCCUAUGCAGAAAGUGGAUGGGGUUGCAGAUGGUUUCACAGGAAGUGGUCAACAGACAGGCACAUCUGUUGAGCAAACUGUAAUUGCCCAAAGUCAACAUCAUCAACAGUUUUUAGAUGCAUCUCGAGCACUUCCAGAGUUUGGAGAAGUUGAAAUCUCUUCUCUGCCAGAUGGUACUACCUUUGAGGAUAUCAAGUCACUGCAAAGUCUUUAUCGAGAGCACUGUGAGGCAAUAUUGGAUGUUGUUGUGAAUCUUCAAUUUAGCUUGAUAGAAAAAUUGUGGCAAACAUUCUGGCGCUAUUCUCCCUCUACUCCAACUGAUGGCACUACUAUUACCGAAUCAAGCAAUCUGAGUGAAACAGAAAGUCGACUACCGAAAGCAAAGCUGAUAACUCUGUGCAAACGUGAGUCUAUUCUGAAAUGGAUGUGUAACUGUGACCAUGGGAUGUACCAGGCUUUGGUGGAGAUUCUCAUCCCAGAUGUCCUUAGACCUAUUCCUAGUAAGUUAAAUGCAGACAACUACAGAUGCUUUUGUUCUGAUACAUUCCACCCAGGAAGUUUGGGGAGGUGACAUUGCAAUCUGGAAUGAUCCUAAUUUUUAUUUAAAUUUGUCAAAUAGAAAACAUGCAACAGAGAAUAUUGCAUGAAAGCAGCCUAGAGCAAAACUGUAGUAAAAGGGGGAAAAUGAUCUGUUUUCCAAUCUUUAACUUUCUUUUUGAUUAAAAAAGUCAACCUAGAGAUGUGCCAGCCCCUAUAAAUUAAUUGUAAGAACACUCCCAUUUCAGGCAACCAUGAAAAAUUAUUUUACUCAAGGACAAGUUCCCCUUCAUAUAGCAAAAAAUUGCUAAAAUCUGUAAUUGCAGAUUAGUCCCUUCCAUAGUUACCUUUGAUGUGAAAUGAAUUUAUCUUGGUCUUCAGUGAAGUUUAAUUUCUUAAAAAAAGCAUUUUCUUCGUCACCUACAUCAUGUUAAGAACUAUAGACUUGGUUCCUAUUAACAAUAAUGGUUAACUGGUAUUUUAAGAGAAAAAUCUAUGUAACUACACAUGCAUUGUAUUUCCACUAUAAAGCAAGUAGGAAUUACAUAGAUAGCUUAGAUUACCUUUUUAAGUGAUGGUGCUUUUUAAACUGCCUUGUUACAAACAAAGCUAUUUUCUCCAAUGAUUAGUAAAAAUGCUAUUACAGAUACUGAUAGAAGCAGUUGAAACUAUUUUUUGCCUGCAUCAGUAUAAGCAUAUAAUGGUGAUCCUUUACUUUUAAAGAAAUGGUACAGUUUCCAUUAUUCCCUGACAUUAAUAAAGUAAAAGCAUUCUUUUGGCUUGUGAAAUUGGCAAUUAAGUAUGCACUUCAAGUACACUGUUCACAGAUGAUUUUUGUUAAUUUUUUUAAGAAAGCAUAUAAAUGUAGUAGAAGAAAAGGGAAAGAUGUUAUAUGUUUAUACUUCUCCCCCUAAAUAUGACAGACAACAAAAAGAGGUAUGAAUUCCCCACCACCUUAAAGUAGAUGCUUAGAUAUAUUUACAUAUAAUAUCAAUGAACACCCUUAUAAAUUUAUGAAGUAAUAAGUGAAAACAGAAGAAAUCCACUGACAUUGUCCCCAAUUUUUAUAAAUUGCCAGUGUGUUUCUUAUUAUCUGCACCAAGCUUCCUGACUAAAAAGUGAUGAAAAGUGAUAUUGUCAUGAAAAAAUUUCACUAUGUAAAUUCUUUACUGGUUUAUGCUCCAGAAUCUGAUUCCCUUGUUUCUCUCCUGCUCCCUGUGCUCUGGGUGAUUAUCUCUAGAGAUGUUUAAGAGAAGCUGCAUAGGGUAGCACAUUAGCCUAUAAUAUCUUACUGCUAAUAUACACUUUUCCUCAUGAAAUACAAGAAGACAUGGUAGUGAGUGCUUUCUUUUUUGAGGCAAAUCAACAUCGAUAUUCAUUAAAUUGUUUUGAAAUAUUUUGUUUCUGUACUAGUAUCAUAAGACUUUGUGACCUUAACAGUGCUCUAAUUUAAGUCAUGUAUCAAUUUUAGUUGACUUUAAGUCUUAGAAUUUUAAGUACACAAUACAAUUGUCCUUUGUCUUGCAAAUUUUGAUUUGAAAAACAGUUUAUUCUGUAUUUGGUCUCUACACUUAGCAGAAAACUGAAUAACUUCUCUGAAAUUAUGAAAUGUAUUUCAUGUACCAUCCUACCAGAUUUAAUUCCCAUUCUGCAAUGAGGCUUAACAAAAUUAAACUUCAAACACAAUUUAAAUAUCUGUCUUCUAAUUGUAUGAAUUUGAAUACUAACCUUGAGUAGGUUGAGACAAGUUAGUUUUGGAAUAAAUUUUAAAUUUCAAGCCAUAUAUUCAAUUUUGAUCUUACAAUUUUGAUCUUACGUGAAUCCCUAUACAGCAAGCAAAUUAAUUUUAUAUUUAAAAAAUUGUAUUUUCCUGGCUACUAGUACUUCACUCUAGCAUUUUCUGUCCAGAUGGGAUUUCUUUUAUUAACCAAAAAAAAAAAAAAAAAGAAAAAAGUCUGCACAUCACACUAAUUUAAAGUCAGCUUGAAGCUACUGUAUUCUAAAAUACAUUUAUCUGAAAAUGAAAAAAAUAAGUAUAAAAUAUUGUAUAAGAACUCAACUGGCCACACUUAAAUGUGCUAUUGUGAAUAUAAUUAAAGGCGACCUAGAAUGUCAUUUAGUACAAAAACAGUAAAACCUUAAAAUUAUUUAAAAUACAUGGGCUGGGGUUGUGUCUCAGAGGUAGAGAGCUCACCUGGCAUGCAUGAUGCACUGGGUUUGAUCCUCAGUAUCACAUAAAAAUAAAAUAAAGGUAUUGUGUUCACCUACAACUAAAAAAUAAAAUUUAAAAACUUAUUUAAAAUACAGAGUAUAUCUUUUUAUUUUAUUAUCUUCUUCACAUAAAGUUUGUAUAGAUAAAACAAGGCCCAUAUAAAUUUUUUAAAAUAAUAUAUAUAGAGUCUCAUAUUUUUAGAUUAAAUAAAUAUUAAAUAUUAAUAGUAGGAAACAUGGAAAAUGCAAAUUGCCAAAUUGAAUCAUGAACAAAAUUUUACUGAGUUUCAAAAGGUUGUUAAGGUUUUUUCACUCUCUUUCAUUUCCAUUCAUGCCUGCACUCCAUGGUUCUAGUACAUAACACAACAGAAAGAUAUUUUUCUUUCUUUUUUCGCUAAUGUGGGAAACUUUUGAGAUUUCAAAAGAUCAGUUCUCAAGAAAUUUCUGAUUCAGAGUUUCCAAUUCUCAUGGUUAAAAGUCCACACUUCUUGAGUGUUUUCCUAAUCAAAAUUUAGGUCAUUUCAGUCUCUUCUGUCAUUUGACCAUUAAAUAGAUCUUUUUAAAAUACUUAGUUUUUUUUGGUUUUUUUUUUUAUUGGAAUAGAAAACUUUAUAUCCUUUGCAAAUAAUUUAAGUGAGUCAAAAUAUUUUUAAAAUCUAUUUUUACAAAGGUAAUAGAGAGGUAUGUCAGACUCACUAGAGCACAGAAAGAAAAAUCAAAUAAUUUAAUCCUAUCAUUGAUGUUAUAUUCUUGGGAGCAGUUGGCCAAAAAUGUAACUUUUUAAUUUCUAAUAGUAGACUAUAAUAUUUUAUUAUCUACCAUAUAGUAGGAAACAUGCAGAAAUUAAUUUUAUGUUCUGAGUUCUUGAAGCAUUUAUUCAUUAAAUAACCCCUCAUUUGUCUUUUUGCGUAUGCAAAAUUUUAUAAAUUAAAUUCAUUUUCAUUAAAUUUAUUUGUAAAAUUACAAAAUUUAUUUAUAAUCAUUAAAUUGUGAAUAAAGAUACUAGAUAAUGUUACCUAUUAUCUAUAUAAACAAUUCUACUUUCACAUUUUAUAAGACAUGAAAGAGAAUCAUUAUCAUAGAAACUAUCAUAUGCAAAGUUGCUGUUCCAGUUAAGAUUAGCCAAUCUGGGGAUUAACUAAUCAAACUGCAUUCCAGCAAAUUCUAAUUUCUAUAUAUCCAUUUUCAUUUUACAUUUAAUACUUCAUGUGUAAAUUCUGUUCAAAUUUUUAAGGUAUAUUUAUAAUUUUGUAACUGGCACAACUGGUUUAUUGUACAUUUGGGUUGUUUCUACCUCUUGGUUAUUUAUAAAUACUGUUGCUAAGAAUAUGUUAUAUAAGUAUCUGAGCUUCUGAUUCAAUGAUUUGGGGUAUAUAAAUCCAUGGAUGAGGUUGUUGAGUCAUAUGGCAGUUCUGUUUUACUUAUUGAAAAACUCUUUUCUACAGUAGCUGCAUCCUUUAUUAUUCUCACUAGCAAUGUAGAAGGGACUCAGUUUCUCCACAUUUUCACCAACAUUUGUUUUGUUCCUAUUUCAUGACUAAUAUAGCAGGAAGGCAUCAAUCAAAAGCAUUAAUAUAAUAAAUAUUUGAAGAAAUUACCAAAAACUUACCUUCUUCAUUUCUUUGUUCAAAUGUUACCUUCUCUGUAAGGUCUUCUUAAUCACCCUACUUAAUACUGCAAUUUCUCUACCCCAUCAUCUAUCUUCUCUAUCCUUCUUAUUUCUCUCUUUAGCAUUUAUAACCAUCUAUAUAUACUAUAUGUCUAUUCAUUUUGUUUCUCAUCCCCAAAAUAUUUGAAUGUUAGCUUCUCAGGUGAGAGGCCUGAUCAGUUUUGUUCACUGACAAAUCUUCCACGGCAGCUCACUUCUUAGCCCAUAUUGUAAUGUACCAGUAUUUGCCUAAAUUAAUAUAAAAAGUGAAAUAAGCAGAUAACUUAAAUUUCUGUUACAGAAAUUGAAAGGCGCCCCUUGGGUCUAGAAAAAAGUUAAAAUGACAUCGUAACUGAUAAUAAACUCGGUAUCUUAUGAGAUGGUACGUGAUAAAAAUACACUGAUUAAAGAGGGUUGGAUGGGUAUAGAUUUAUAACAUAUUUCAUUUGGUUGCCUGUUUACUAUUCCACAUGUUCCCAUGUUCUAUUAUUAGUGUUAUAGUAGCUACUGAAUGUAUAUUUCUUUUAAAACUUGAUUAAUCCUUCACUUUUAUUUUGAUAUAGUUUGGCAUUUUUUUUUUUAUUUAUUUGUAACAUCUUUUAUAUGUGAAGAAUGUUUUUCCUUUGGCCUUAUGACAAGUGUUUUUUAGUCUAGAUUUUUCUUUUCAUAGAAUUUGGCAUUUUGUAUGUGGUCAAAUUGAUUUCUUUCUCUAUAACUUCUGCUGUUUGCAGCAUGCUGUGCCUAUCCUAGGUUGCUAUAAAUAUUAAUUCCUUCUAAAAAUUUUACAAUAAAAUUUUAAAAGGGCUAUAUGGAUUUAUGAAUGAGUUUUAUAUAAAAAUAAAGGUUUACCAAAAUAAAUUCUCUAGUAGACAUCAAAGCAGAUAACCCUAUAUUUCCAUUGUUCAACCUUAAUUGAAAUAUCUCAAAUGCAACAACACAUCUGAUUAUUGCAGACUUCUUUGUCCUACAGAAAUUUUUUCAGUUUCCUAAAUUAUUAUUAUUAUUUAAAUCAACUGCCUUGGUACAACCCUGGAACUCAAGUUGUGAUGUUGCACUUUUAACAUCCCUGUGAGCAUAGUGAAAUUAAGCAGCAAAGGAGAAACAUGAAAGGUCUGAGGUAUUCAACAUAGUCCACUAAAAAGCAAAGUUCCCUUUGGAUUGGGCAAAGGGGUGGGGUGGGGGGCCAUAGGGAAGGGACAUGUGGGUAGCAAAGGUGGUUGAAUGAGAACAUCAUUACACUAGGUACAUGUAUAAUUUCACAACUAAGGCAACUCUACACUAUGUACAAGCAGAGAAAUGAAAAGUUGUGCUCCAUUUGUGUAAAUGAAAUAAAAUGCAUUCUGCUGUCAUGUAGAACUAAUUAGAAAAAAAAAAUUAAAGUUAUUAUUAAAAAAAUGAAAAAAGAAAAAAAGCAAAAUUCCAAUAACACCCCUGUGUUUUUCCUAUUGUAAGCAGCAUUAGGAAAUUCUGCCACAACUAAAAUUGAAGGUACUUGAUUUAAUAAACUAUUCCCCAAAACUUAUGAAACAAAGAAAUUAGUUUUCUUAAACACUAAAUAAAACCCAAGCAAAUAUAAAAUUUCAGAUAGAUAGGUGAAAUGCAUAUAUAGAGAGUGAGGUUACAAAAUAUCACUUGAAAAGGUCAGAAGAGACCUAAAGUCAGCCAAAAGCUACUGCUCACUAGAAGACUCUGUAUUUGAUGAAAUAUCCAAAAUUCAUUAAUUCACACCACUUAAUAUGUUUUGAACAAAAGAAAGCAAAUAAACCCAGUGGAAGUAAUAAAAUUGCCUUGCUAUAAUGAUCACUAUUUUUUUUUUUAAAAAUGGCAAAUUUAUAGUUAAAUGGGUUUUGCUUAAUGGAAAAAUAUCCAUUGUGGAUUUCCUUCUAUCAGAAAAGGACCUUGAGUCUCUGACUAAAUUUAAAACUCUAUUGUAUAAUCUUCUGCCUUUAAGAAACUUAUAAACAAUUUGAAAAGAUUAAAUAUUUGCAAAUAAACAAAAAUCUAACCAAAUUCCCAAGCCCAUAGCAGGUAUGCUAAGAAGUUAAGAAACUCAUUUUAAGUGACCCAUCAAGUUAAGGAUCACUUUAACUCUCCACUGCUUUCACAGAGAAGAUUGCAGGGCCUCAGGCAUGUUAAGCCAGAGCUCUUCCACCCAGCCCUAAAUCUAACUUUAGAAGAAAGGAGUUUAAGUAGGGUGGAAAACAUGUUCUCAGUUGAAUAAAAGGAUGAGAACCUCAGGCAAGGUGGUAUGCCACUAUAAUCCUAGCUAUCAGAGACUGAAGCAGGAGGAUCUCAAAUUCAAGGUCAGCCUGGACAACUUAGGAGACCCUCUCUGAAAGCAAAAAAUAAAAAGGAAUAGGGAUGUAGCUCAGUAGUAGAAUGCUUGUCUAGCAUGCAGGACCCCCGAUUCAAUUACCACCACCACAACAAAAAGGUAAGAACCAAAUUUUAGACAAAAUAAAUGACAAGGCAUAAUUCAGGAAACCAUACAAGCUAUGAAGAGCAAUGAUCAUUUAUUGAGCACACAUGUGUCAGGCAGUGUUUUUUUUUGCCUACAGUAUAUAAUGUGAUCUUCAAAACAAUUAAGUUUUAUUUUAUUAAUCUUACUUCAUGGAGUUUAAGUAAUCUGCUCAAGGUUAAACUACUAGGAAGUAGCAGAGCUGAAAUUCAAAUUCAGGUGUUGUUCAUUUCAGAGUUUAGCCUCUUAACUAAUACACAAUACCAUAAACCAUGCUUGUCAGGAAAGGGAAGUUAAGGAGUAGAAUGAUAAAAGUUUGAAAAUGGACAUGAGACCAUAACCUUCCAAACAGCAAAGUCAAGUCGUUUUAUGGCACAUCAUGGCACUGAAUAUUUCUUAAACAAUUCUGAAAAAUAGGCCAUGAAGAAUUCUGAGAGUCUGAUCCAGUGAAACAAGACUCUUGACCUAUUUGUAAAAAUCUAAAGAACCUCUUUUAUGAAGGAUUCUAUUAAGCCAUAUUUUUUUAAAGUUUAAGCAAAAAUUACUCAAAUUUGUAAAUUCAUAUAGUAAGAACACAUUCCCUAUUUGAGAUUUUUCCUUUUUAUGUCCAAAAUAAAUAACAAUUUAGUAUUUAUUCUAACAAUUUAAUCUCUAAAUCCAAACCUCAAUUUAAGACUUUAAAGUAUUUUAACACUUUCUGGUCAUGUGAAUUAUGUUUUCAAUACAUGCAUUUUCUGAUCUAUUUUAUGGGCCAGCACACUUAUCAGCAAAUCAGAAAUACAGUUAAAUCAAAAAGUAAGUUACUUAGAUCCCUUCCCCCUUAAAAAAAAUAAAAAAAAAAAAGUUUUUCUUCACAAACCAAAAGCAAAAGCAAUGUAAUAGAGUAUAUACUGUCUACUAAUGUAUAUCAAAUAACAUUACAAUUUAAUAAAACUAUAAAUAAGAAAGUUUUAGGCAAAAAUGCCUAAUGUUAUUCCUCUAGCUUUAUUGUUCUCCAAGGUCGUUUGGGCUAUUCAGAGCCCUGUGAUAUUCCAAAAGAAUUUUAAGAUUUGUUUUUAUGUUUCUACCCAAAACAACAAUAAUAACAACAACAGAACAUGACAUUGGGAUUUUCAUAGUAAUUGCAUUAAAUCUGUGAAUUGCUUUGGAUAUAUUUGAUAACAAUGUUGUCCUCCAAUUCUUCAACAAUAAUAUUUCCUUUUAAUAUGUUUCCUUUAAUUUCUUUUAGCACUGUUUUAUAAUUUUCAUUAUGUAAGUCUUUAACUUCAUUGAUUACUUCCUAAAAAUGUUUUAUUAUUUAUGAUGCUAUUGUAAAUGGAAUUAUUUUCUUAAUUUUGUUUUCUGAUUGUUCAUUGUUAUUUUGUAGAAAUACAACUGAUUUUUUAAUGAGUUGACUUUGUAUUUUUCUACUUGGUGAAUCAAUGAUUAGUUUUAACAAUUUUUUGUGGGGUAUAUUAGGUUUUUCUACAUACAAGAUCAUGUUACCUAUAAACAGAGAUAAUUUUACUUCUUUCUUUCCAAUUUAGACUUCUUUAUUUCUUUUUCUUGCCUAAUUGCUCUGGCUAGUACUUACAAUACCAGCUUGAAUAGAAGUGGUAAGAGUAGGCAUCCUCAUUUUGAUCUGGAUCUUAGAGAAAAAGCUAUCUAAUUUUCACUAUUGAGUAAUAUGUUCACUGUGGGUUUUUCAUAUUAGUUUUAUUAUGUUGAGAUAGUAUGCAUCUGUUCAUGGUUUGUUAAGUAAUUAUCAUGAAAGAGUUUAAAAUUCUGUUAUUGUAUUAUGUGUAUUAAAUUGAUUAAUUUUUGUAAGUUGAACUGCUCUUGUAUUCCAAGAGUAAAUAUCACUUAUCAGUUAGACAUGAUGUAUACUCUUGUUAAUAUGCGCUGAAUUUGGUUUGUCUGCAUUUUGUCAAGGAGUUUUGCAUGAAUGUUAUGGGGGAAAUUGGUCUGUAAUUUUCUGGUAGUAUCUUAGUCCAGCAUUGAUAUCAGGAUAAUGUUGACCUUAUAGAAUAAGAAGUUUUUCUGUCUCUUCAACUUUUUGGAAAAGUUGGUAUAAUUGGUGUUAGUUCUGCAAGAAUUUGGUAGAACUCUCCAAUUAAACCAUCAGGUCCAAGACUUUUCUGUGUUGGAAGUUGUUUGAUUGCUAAUUAAAUCUCCUUAGUAGUUACAAAUCUACUUGGGUUUUCUUUUCUUUUCUUCCUUUCCACCUUUUUAUUGGUGCAAUAUAGUUGUACAUAAUGAUUUGUUGCUACAUAUUUGCCUAUGCACACAAUUUAACAAUAUAAUUGGGCCAAUGUCACUUCCCAGAAAUUCAAUAGUCUACUUAUAUUUUCUAUUUCUAAAUGAUUUAAUCUUGGUAAGAUUUUUUUUUUUUUUAUGUUUUUAGGAAUUUCUCCAUUUCAGUAGUUUAUCCAUUUGCUGGAACACAAUUGUGCAUAGAACUUUCUGUAAUUCUUAUAUUUGGUAGAAUCCAUAAUAAUAACUGAUUUGAGUGACUUGAUGAAUAAUCCUCCUCCUUGUCCUCUUCUUCCUCUUACUCUUUUUGUUUUUCUCGUUAGAUUAAGAUUUGUCUAUUUUAUUUAUUGUUCUCUUCAAAGAAACAACUUUUGGUUUCAUUUUCUCUAUUCUCUAUUUAAUUGAUCUCUAUUCUAAUCUUCAAUAUUUUAUUCAUUUUAUUAGCUUUAGGUUAGUUUAUUCUUCUUUUCAAGUACCUUAAGUUAGUCGUUGACUUGAGAUCAUUAUUUCUUUUUGAUGUGUUUAUAACUAUAAACUGAUUUUGCUGUGUAUCAUAUGUUUUGGUAUGUUAUGUUUUAUUUUCAUUUUUCAUUAAGUUUUUCCUAAUUUAUAUUUUUAUUUAUUCUUUGAUCCAUUGGUAGUGGAUUAUGUUGUUUAAUUUCUACAAAUUUAUAAAAUUUUACAAUUUUACAUCUGUUCCUGAUUUCUAACUUCAUCCCAUUGUGGUCACAGAGGUGCUUUAUAUAUCUUUUAAAAAUCCAUUGAAACUUAACAUGCGGUCUCUCCUGGAAAAUAUCUCUUGUGCACUUGACCAGAGUGUGAAUGCUGUUGGUAGCUACACUGUUAUAUACAUAUCUGUUAAAUCUGUUUGGUUUGUUUGGUUUAAAUUCUCUAUUUUUUAAUUAUCUUCUUAUUGUCCUAUCCUUUUUUGAGAGUAGAAAGAGAAGUCUCCCACUUUCGUAGUAUAACUGUAUAUUAUUCCCUUUAAUUUUGUUGUGUUUGCUUCCUAUAUUUCAGAAGUUAUAUACUAUAACUUUCAUUUUCAUUUUCAUUAUACAUAAUGAUUUUCUAUUUCUCUUAUAUAUAACUAAUUUUUAUAUGUGCUAUCUGAGUGGUAAAAUAAAAGGCCAUUUUCUUAAUAUAUUUCAAUAUUUAAAAAAAAACAAAUAAUUUUAUAAAAAUUCAAACUAGCCUGUAGCACUGGAAAAAGAUAGUAUGUACUUUACAACCAUACUUUCUUACCAAAAGGUCUAUUCAUUAUUUUGUACAAUGAGUUCUUUGUCUUUAUUCACAUCCUCCUAAUUUUAUGUAUGUUUAGGAGUACCAGCAAGGCUAUAGCCUGGUUCUAAUUCUAUGGUUUUCCUAUAUUCCAUUUUCCCAAUCAUCUUUCUACUACUCGAUCCUCAGAGCAUAUCUAGUCAUUAAUCCAAAUAAAAUAUCAAAUCUACAAAGACUUUUUUCUCAAUAAAGGAAGAGUUGAAUGAUGAUAUACUCUCUUUGUCAUAAGCAUAGUUACUAAAGACAUCAAGUUGAUAUAUUCAGGUAUUGCAGCAUGGAAAGGCAAUUUUUAAAAAUUCCUAAUUCAAGUUAUUUAAAGACAUCAUCCCCAAAAUAUCCUACCUGAGUUACAAAUUUCUAAACACAUUGUACUUUAAGUCUGAAGGAAGCAUAUUUGAAACUGAUAUGUUUAUAAUAGUUAUAAUAUAGGUUUAUAUUAGUUAUACUAUAGGUUUAUGAUAGUUAUAAUAGUACAUUAUAGUUUGUUUCCCUAGAAUGAAACAUAAAAAGAAAAUAUCACUGGAAUUAUACCUGUUAGAGAUUAGGCUGUUUAGAAACAGAUGCGAAAAUGGAGUAUGGUAUGCCAGAUAUUGAUUAGGAAUCCAUAUGUGUGGAAGUGAGAAAAAGAAAUCAAGAUUGGCCAAAGAUAAGUCAAACUGAGGUUCAGGCCUCCAAAGCCUUGGGCAAACUCAUGGGAAACUCUGAAGUGUAUACGGAUAAGUGUUCUAGGGCAACUUACUGACUGGGACUUUAUAUCCUUGGUGCACUCAGUCAUUAGAUUUAAACUGUCCCCAGAAGAGUUUAUUCUUAUGUGAUGGAUGCAGCUUUUGCAGUUGAAACAAUUUAGAUAGGAUUCAAAGGAUGCUGAUAGCAUUCCCAGAAGUUGGGCAAUAGCUCGUUCCUUAAAUAACAAUCUGAUUAGUGCUUCUCCAUGUCCACCACAGCAUGCCAUGCAAAACCAUAUCUCUUCUACACAGUAUUCACAAGUAUUCCCGUUGGUUACUGACCCUGGAAGUCCAUCUAGGCUAUGGGAUGGAGACUUUCAUUUGACUCCAAUUCUCUAGUGAGUCACACAGGUCAAAUGAUUGUCAUGGAUGUGCUAGAGUAAAAAAGUAAAUAAAAAUGGCAGGGCUUUGUAUAAUAUAGUACCAUUUAUAAAGUGUCAUUCACAUACAUUAGCACUUUGACUCUAAUGACAAAUUUAAAUUCUUUUAUUAUCUAUUUUGAAAAGUGGGAAACUAGAAGGUCAAGGUCAAGUGAUUUGCUGUGUUUGAACACAGAUAAUUAGAAGCUGGGCUGUGAUCCUCUGACUCCCAAUCCCAUCAUUAUAGAGAAAAUGUAUCAUGGCAGAAAGACCAUGUUAUUUGGAUUCAGACAAUACUGGUUCAAUCCCAGAAUUUCCAUAUUUUAGCUGAGUGAACUUGGGCAACUUUGCUUAAACUCUGUGAGGCUCAAUUCCUCAUACAUAAAGUAAUAAUUAACUCUCUGCUCCUUAGAGUCAUUAUAUGUAUUAAUUUACACUAAGUGCAGAAAGGUGUUUAAACAAUUGAAGUUAUUUUUAAUCCUUCUUGAAAUUAUAUUUCAUUUGUUUCUAUGAACUGAGUACUAAUCAUCAGCAAUACCACCAGAAAGGGCUCCCUCUUAAAGUUCUGAACUGGAAUCAUUUAGAAACAGGUGAUAAAAACAUAAAUGUGUCUUUUGGUUCUAAAUGUAGUUAAGUCACAUGGUUAAAUUAAUAUCUACUUUAAGCAAUGGUACCACUGAUUUUUAAAACUUCCCUAAUACUGAAGGAGUCUUCAACAAGUUAAUCUUUUGGCCAUAUAUUUCUACUUAUAGAGGUUUGAUUUUCAACUUUGGUAGUGAAUGAAAUACAUAUAAGUUAACUUGUUAUAAAACAAUGUUGAAUCCUAUGGCACCAACAAGAUUCCAAAAAAGAGAAUGAUUAUUAAAGUGCAGAGCACCCUGAAUACAAGUUUUGCCUUAUGAAAGUAUACAUGAUACAUUAGAGAAGUAGCUGACUCUGUAGAACUGAAGCCUACUUCUUGAUUUAGUAAAUAUAGGAAUUCUAGAGUCAGCUGAUUAAAAAGUCAUGCAACCUUGAACAAGUUAGACAUUCUCUCUUGGCCCCAGUGUCCUUUUUAAAAUAAAUAUUUAGUAGUUGAGAUUAGAAUUUGUAUAACCAUAUCCAGAUUCAAAAUUCUGAGGGUCUAUAAAUUCACUGAAAAAUAUACCUACAGUGGAUGGAACAAGAAAAAAAAAAUAACUUGGGUCAAUCAGAAAUUAAUGAAUCCCAGGAAGGCCCAGGUUCCUCUGCAACAACCCCUUCCACACAAAGCCUUUGACAUUUGUAAUUUUUUUUUUUUUUUUGCAAGACUACUGAAUUAUUAUGUUUUAACCCACCCUUGGAGUGGCCUUCAGAUACCUUCCAUCAAACCUUGUCAGUAUUUGAAGCAAUAAUAAUACUGAGCCAGGUGGACCUGUUUUGGAACAGAUUAAGCCUGUAUAUUGAACUACUAAGCUGCAAGAAAUACCAAGGAGAGGAAUAUGUUAAAUGAUACAAAGGGAAUCUGGUCAGUAAAAUUCAAAUAAGAAACUGUGUGAAGAUUUCUACACCAAUUAAAAAAGGAGAGACAGGAAGAAAGCGAUGGAGAUGUAACAAAGAAGUCUUUUGAUUAAAAGUAUUUGAGAGACAUAUUUAUGAACUGCAAUUGGAAAAAUUUUAAUCUUGACUUGAAUAAAUGAAGUUUUAAAAAUAAGCAUUUAUGGGACAAUCAUGGAAACCUGAGCAAUGAUUGGACAUUUAAUGAUAUUUAAAAUAUAUCAUUAAUUUCUAAGUUGACAUAAUGUUAUAUUAUGAAAAAGAAUUAUCUUUGGAGAUCUCUGCUGAAAUAUUUAUGGAUUCCAUAUGAUAUCAGAGAUUUGUUUCUGUGAAAUCUUUGAUGUCAUAUUGUUUAAUCCAUAAAUAUUUGGAGAAGAAAGGAUAAAAUAUUAGUGAAAGGAAAUUAAAACUGGACAUUAGUAGAUAAUUUUUCAAGUUGAGCAAUACUAUAUUUUGUUUGGAUGUUUGAAAUUUCCAUCAUUAAAUUUAAAACACAUGUGUGCAUGCACACACACACACACACACACACACACAGAUACUGCUUAUGAAUAGAAAGGAAUCCUAUUGAUAAGUAAAGCAUGAAUUUAGAAUUGUCUUUACUUAGAAAUCUCUUGCUGACACUAUGUGCUGAAGAGUAAUUUCUAUUAGCCACAAAAUUCCCAUGAAAUUGAGAUGACUUCACAACCUUCCAUGGAAAACACCUAGAAUGCUGCAGGAAUCCCAUGGUAUAAGAACCAAAUUUGAACUUAAUUGCAGCAGGAGCUUUUGUAAAAUCUUAAUAAUAACUUAAAAACUCAUAAUAAUUCUGCUAUGAAUAAAUUUGCACAAAUUUCCCUUUAACUGUGUGGAUCCAGGGUCUCCAGGUAGGGCACAGAAAUUGUCAACCCUUUGUAGCAUUUGUAUACAGGACAGGACAUUUUAUAUACAUUAAAAAAGUAGGAAAGCUUUACAUUUGAAAACCCUUCUGUUCUGAUGAAGCAAGUGUACUGCACAGAGGAGACAAGUCACUGUCUUUACAGGGACAGUAAGUAAUUCCUGUGGAGGGAGGAGAGAAAGGGAGAAAUUACAGCCACAGUUAAUUUUAUUUUUAUUUCAUGUCCGUCUUUAUACAAGGUCUUCAAAUUAUCUCAUUGAUAGCAGUAAUCAAAGAUAGAGAAUGGAAAUACAUCAUGCCAAGGCAUGUGCUCAUACACACAUACACAUACACAUAAUGCAGGAGUGACAGCUGAUGGACCCUGAUGGUUCUUUCCAGCCCAAUUAUGAUUGAUAGCAUUCCAUUACCUUUAUGCUUAUUUUAAAAUCCUCUUGACACAGAUUGAUUAAAGGCAUGGACCUCUAUGAACCUAUGAAAAAUUUAUGGAUUUUGAAAGAGCUUUAACAUGUACCAUUUAAGCACAAAUCAUUUCCUGGCUGUCACUGUUUUUCCCACAAUCUCUCUUAUGUUGGUAAUAUAUGUUUAAUAAUCAAAAACCGAUGCUAGGGAUUAAAGCAUCAAGAUGUUACAGAAUAAAGCGACAACAACAACAAAAAAGAAAUUAAAUUUAUAUGAUUUUAACUAUUCUUUAAUCUGCUUCUGGGCAACAAAAGUGAUUUUUGUCAGCUGCUAUGGCAUUAAACUUUAAUUUUCUUCCACCGGCACAGGAUUAUAUAAAGGAGUAUUGGAUUGCACUCAGCAUGGAUUAGCGGAGCACUGUCUCUGCUGCCAAGGAGAAAUGGAUUUCCUUCUUUCUUUGAUUUAUAUUUUUAUUGCUGUUUUUCCCCUCCUUCUAAUUCCCAUUACCCUUCUGUUUGCCAGCUCUGAGAUACCCUGUAGGAGCAGCAGCAAGGCAGGCAGAAUUAUUGGUUUAUUGCAUAUAGUUAUGUUCCAAGGCUUUUCAGUCAUCUAUGUCAGAGUCUCCAGCCAUGGAGACUGCAUGCCAAUUUUAAACUAUAAAAUUAAAAAAAUUAAGGUUAAAAAGUCACCUUUUGCUUGCUGAAAAUCAGUAAAACCAGCUGGAUUUGACCUCACAUCUAAUGUCCCAGCUGUAUCUCACAACAGGUAGAAAAAACCUCAGUGGGGUAGAUACAAAAUAAAAAUCCCAGAACUACCUUUUGCACACAAGAAGGUAUGUAUAGCAGGGUCCCUGAGAUUCAGAAUGGAGAAGAAGCCCUCUGGCUUUACCUUUUGGGUCUUUGGGAUACCAGUUAUCUCUGGAAACAAGAGCAAAUAAACUCCCUCCAGUCAAGGCACACAGGGCCAAUAGUUGGCCCUGUGUGUAAAGCCUAGAGGGGAUGCUAAGGGCAGGGCUCCAAGACUGUGAUGGAGAGACUGAUUGAAUGAAGCAGAGGACAGCUCACUAACAGUGGCAAGUAAACAAGAACAAUGGUGUGCUCUGUUGGUCUGCAAAGAACUCUGGAUUUCUGAAGAAGAAAAUAAGCCUGCCAGACUUCAGUUUGAAUUUUGGUUCUCACAGACUUCUUGAAAACAGUGUCAUGAAUUCCUGAGUUUCAGAAAAGUGGCUAUUAGGGAGCCACUCCACAGCAGAUGUUACUUAGCAAUACUUGCAAGGAAUCCAAGUGGCCAAAUGAGGGUCUGACUCUACUUACAGUGAGUAGCUCCUGUCCUGGGGGACUGGAAUUGAUUCCCAAAGGAAGUACAGUGAGCUUGCCCAUGCUAAAGAAACUUGUCUGUGAUUAAGAGAACCAUUGUAAAGAUCGGAAUAAAGAUUAAGAAAGUCAUUGGUAGGCCAUUCAAACUGAAGAUCACGACCUCAUUAAUGGAGUAGAGGUUUCCAGAGAAUUGAAAGAGCAGGAAACAUUGCUCAUGAAUUCAUCCUCUUGUGUCUUUUCAUAUAUUCAAAAGUUGGAACUAUACAAGUGCAGUUAAGUGUGAACCAUAUCCAUUCACCUUUCAGUACAUCUAUUUAUGGAGUAAAUAAUGUACAAUGUGUUUCUAGAAUGGAGAGACACUUUUUACUGUCACUCAUCCAAUAUUUCAGUGUAUUUUCAAACCAUAUACAAUAUUAUGCAAUGAAAAGGGAAAUAUUAAGAAGCCUCAUUCCAAAGUCAUACAAUAUUUGGGUCAGAUGUUCAGUUCAUGUUUGUUCCAUUCUCCUUCAGCAUGACAAUACUAUAUGACAUGCCACAAACAUGCAGUUAAAGACUCUUUUUAAAUAGGCUAUUUUGAUUUUUUAUUAUAACAGCUUAAAGCAAUUCUAUGCCACCCCAAAUCUCUAGCAAAUUCCAAGCUAUAUUGAACAAACUUUUAUUUUGAGAUACUACUUGGAAAGACUAAAUUUGGUUCCAUUGUUCCUGUCUCUUCUAAUGGAAUUCUGGACAGUAAACUUUUUUUUUUUUUUUUUUUUUUUUUUUUUUUUUAAUGCAAGUUCUCCUGUAUGCAGUCUGCUUUGGAGACUAGGAAUUACCCUGAAAACAACUCUAAGGUUUAACAAAAACCUACAAUAUCUCAGGGAAAAAAAUAGAUCACAUGGGGGAAACAACUUUUGAAAAAUAUAAAAGUUAAAGAAAAAUUUUCUCCACUAAAUGUAUUCCAGUGGAGUAGGUUCAUCAUGGCAUUUAUGUCUUAUGCCUUAAGCAGAAAUUAAAAAUAAAAUUUGUCUUCUCUCUUCUAAGUUCGUUUGAUAUAUAGUGCUGUCAUGUUCCAUUUGUUUUCUUUAAAAAAACAAAAUCAUUCAACAAGACUUUCAUAAGUUUAAUUACUCUAAGAUAUAAAUGACAAAAAAAUUUUAAGUAUUACUUCAGUACCUCACAAUUUUUGUUGUAUUAAUGAGUUAAAACUUCUUAGGACCUCCUAUAGUUUGCCUCUUUUGACUAAGCAUCCAGCUACACUUGAAUAAAUUUAUGUACAUGAAGAUCACAUUAAAAGCACUGGGAACUUUAUUCCUAAGUUUAUAGUAAAUUAAUCAAAUUCAUUUCAAUAUGUAGCUUUUAUCUAAAAUGUAUCCCCCCAAAUGUAGUAUGUGUGUUUUUUUUCCUUCUAACAUCAAAUAUGUGCCUUUUUGUCAUACCAAUUCUAUUUACCAAGUAUCCAACAAUUCAAUUUUGACCUAACUUUCAGAGUUAACACAGACUCUACAGACUGUCUCUAGUUCAAACACCAUUUGCAAAUGGAGUAGUUAGUUAUUCCCAUUUCUUCCCAGCACAUUAAAAAUUCAGGAAUUUCCAUGACCUCCUCCUCACGUUUGAUAAUUUACUAUAACCACUUACAGAAAUCAGGAAAGUGUUUUACUUACAAUUACCAGUUUAUCAUAAAGGAGUCUAGAGAAGAAUAAUCAAUGGUGAGAUAUAUAUGGUAAAGGAUUAGGAGAGGGACAAUCUCAGAACAGUGAAUUUGUAAUUAAUGUAAAUAUGUCCUAAUACCUCUGUCUACACCAUCAAUCUAGGAUACUCUUGCUUUGGAACUGGAUUUUGUAAUUUUCCUUUUAAUUUCUGAGUGUAUAUUCUAUUCCAAUUUAUGAAAUCUGGACAAUUUAGAUGGCACGGUUAGACCAUUGAUUGGAUAUUAAACCCAGGGUAUAUUAAAGGAUUUUCUUACUAAAUAGCUCUGAUGGAUUAAAAAAAAAAAAGAAUUAGGAGAGGAGGAGAGGGGAUGAACAGGCUGAGUUUGUAUGUACUCUCUGGGUGAAGUAGUCUCCCAGGAUGUGAAUGCAUUGGUCAACCCAGAAGCUCUCUGAAUCAGAUUGCUAAAGAGUUUUUAUACAGGUUUCUUUAUAAAGGUAUGGUUCAUUAAGUCAAUGACUAUUGAUGAUUGAUCUCAGUUUCCAGACCCUUUCUCUCCCCAGAGACUUGUAUGUGGGGCUAAAAUUUCAAAUCUUUUAAUAAUAUGGUUGUUUUUUUCUGGUAACCCUCAUCUUGAAGCUAUCUAGGACCCCCUCUCAUCAUGUUACAUAUCAUUAACAUACAAAAUGCCAUAAUUCUAAUUGUCUUAGGAGCUCUCUGCCAAGAACUGAGGACAAGACUUCAUUUUUUAAAAUUAUCCUACACAGUGGCUUCCAAAACAGAUAUUAUUUUUUUGUCAUCAAUCUUUCUUCAUGUCAGUUGGGUCUCUGCUGAGCGUACUUCAUUACCUGAGCUUGGCCCAAGUUGUGGUUUGGUUGAGAUAUACUUGAUGUAUAUUCAUGUGUAACUUUACAAUAGGGAUGCAUUCUGUCUAAAUUGUGUUAUCAGGCAGUUUGUUAUGAUGCAAAUAUCAAAAGAGUGUAAUUAGUCAAACUAAGUUAGCUACAAUAUCACUAGCUGAUAUAAUCUUAUGAGACCUCUGUUGAGACCCAUGACUGGUUCUUUUCAUUGGGGCUCAGCAGUUACCCAGUAUAUGUUUCUGUCACUAUGAGUGGUCAAAGAAUAGGGAGGGUGUACCAAAGACUGCAAUGGUUUUUUAGACCUCAUACUAGAAAUGAUAAUCCAUCUUCUUCACUCACAUUCAACUGGCCAAAGCAACUCACAUAGACAGUAAGUUAUCAGGACAGGGAAGUAAACUCUACACAUAUGAAAUUAGUUGGGUAGGGAGGGGGAGGCUAGAAAUAAAUGUUGACGAAUAAUUCAAUACAUCAUAAGUCUACAUAUUUUAAUUUUCUUAAAGAGUCACAAAACAUCUGGCUAUGUUCCAGCCAGCCCAUGGGUCAUAGUUUGCCGACUCUCAUAACACAAUGCAGUCUUCCCUAUUGUCACAAUUUUCCAUCCCAGAUGCAAAUCAAUGAUAUCUCAGGUCACAUUCAAUCAGAAUCAAAGUAUAGAAUCUCAUGGAUCACUAUCAAAUCAAAAUGCAGCGUGUGUUCUAAAAAUAAAGUUUGUUCCUGCUUGACAAGUGGCUCGUGAAUUGUGCCCAGCCAGACUGUGGCAGCUUCUGUCUUCUGCUGGGUAAAGGGAAGCACAGAAACAAAGAUUACUAAUCAUUGUGAUAAAUAGAACAGCAGGAAAAUAACCAUUAAGUUGAAUAAUAGAAUUCCAUGAGGUAAGCAAAAAAGAAAGGAAAAAAGGGAGGGAGGAGGGAAGGAAGGAAUUGUUUUUAUAAAAAAAAAAAAAAAUCACUUAUUGCCCUCACAGGCCCUUUAUACCAAUCUGGAGAUUUAUUUUUGUCUAGCCUUCCAAAAGAAAUGUUGGUGGUUAAAGGUUCCAUAUUUUACUUCAACAUGCAUCCUCUUUUCUUCUUUCUUAUUUUACUUGUUUACUUUUUGGGGGGAGGGGCUAACAGAGGAUUGAACCCAGGGCCUCACACAUGAUAAACAAGCACUGAGCUACAACUUCAGCCCUUUAUUUUAAGACAGGGACUUCCUAAGUUCCACAGGGUGGCCUUGAACUUGUGAACUUUGGAUCCUCCUACUACCUUGGGCUCCCAAGUAGCUGGGAUUACAGUUGUGUGCCACCACACCUAGAAUUUCUUUUAAGUCAUUCACAAUGUCAGAAAUGAUCUAGCUCAAUGAUUGUUGAUCAAAGUACCAACUUCCUUUGAAGUUAAAAUUUUACCUUCUUGCCAAAUGGGUAGUACUCUCAGGCUUGAAGGGGAGUGAGGAGGUGAGGGGAGGAGGGCAUAGUUUUGCUCUUCCCUAUUUCCCCACAUCCAUUUUCCUAUCCACCCAACUCGCAUUUCCACACACAAGGUGUUGAAUCAAAGUGUGGAAUCUGCUUCAUCAGAGAUGGAGUUAGGCAAAGAGAGGAGAAGGAAGCAUUAGGAAAUGGUGCAAUUUGACUGCUGCUAUUAGAAUCUGGGAACAAUAGAGUCUCUAAGAAAGAGUUUAAAUUUAUUUAUUCCAUAAAAUAUUAAUGGAAUAACAAUAUUACUGUUCAAAACACAAGGAACAUAUAAGAAAUUCUUGAUUUGUUCAAAGAAGAGCAAGAGGGCCUACUAUGGCUAGAGUAGAAUAAGCAAAGGAAAUAAUGUUGGCGAUUAGGCUACAGAAGUAAAAAGAUCAUAAGGAAGAAACUCAUAGGACACUGGGAUUUUUCCUGAGUUAAAAGAUUCUGGAAGUUUGGAACAGAGAAGUAACAUGACAUGAUAUAUAUUUUUAAAAGAUAAUACUGGCUUCAAAGUGGAGAACAGACUUAAAGGCAAACAAUGGAUGCUGGAAGACAACUGGGAGGCUAUUUCAAGAAAUAAGAUGGGGACUGGGGUUGUGGCUUAGUGGUAGAGCCCUCACCUAGCAUGUGUGCAGCCCUGGUUUUGAUCCUCAGCACCACAUAAAUAAAUAAAAUAAAACUGUUGUAUCAAACUACAACUAAAAACUAAAUAUAUAAUAAAAAAAAAGAAAGAAAUCAGGUGGUUUGACCCAAAUGAUAGAGGAGGUAAAGAUAUAAUUACAUAGACUCUGGAUAUACUAUAAAGGAUUUGAUGAUGAACCAAUUAUUUGGUAGGAGAAUGAGGAAGAAGUCAAACUGAUUCUAAAGUUUUGGGCCUUGGAAACUUGUAGAAAGAUAUUGUCAUUUAUGGAAAUAAGAAAAAAAAUGUGAGAGGAUAAGGUUUGAUUUAAAAAUUAAAUGUACAAAAACAGGGGUUUGGUUUUGUACAUAGUAAGAUUAAGCUUUCUAUUUGACAGAAGUAACAAUUUGAUAUACAAAGUUGAAGUAAAGCCUGGUCAGCAUAUGUACAGUAUUUUAAAGAUAUGAAAAAGUAAAUGUGUGGAUGGAGAAGAGAUCUCAGGUCAAAGACUGAAAAAGAACAGUUGAUACUGCAUUUAAAAUAUUUGUAUUUAGGAAAAAAAUAUAAUCAAAGAAUCAAACAUCACCUUUAAAUAACUACAUUAGUGUAAGCCAGGAAUAGUGGUUCAUGCCUGUAAUCUCUGCUACUUGGGAGGCUAAGACAAGAGGAUUAAACAUUCUGGACAACUUAGCAAAGACUCUAUCUCAAAGUAAAAUAAAAAGAGCUGGAGACAUAGUUUAGCAGUAUAGUGCCCUGAGUUUAAUACCCACUACCACCAAAAAAAAUAAUAAUCUUUAAAAUAAAAACAUAUCAAUAUACAAAAUAUAUAAUUAAAAUGGUUUAAUUAAAAGUUAAAUAAUUAUCAAAAAUAUUUCCAAAUACAGAGAUCAUUUUCUAAAUAAUGCUUAAAGUCACAGAGAGUUACCUGAGGUUGAAGCUUGCAAUCAGUAACUGUUAAAGACAUUAAUGAUCAUACAAUUAGUUGUAUUUCUUUUUGUGAAGAUAUUUUCAUAUUACAAAAUGUAUUUACUUCAUCUGAAGUGUAACAAUAUGAUUAUCUCCUGAGAUACCAAAUUAAGAUUUUGCUUCUUUGGCAGUCAAAAUACAGUAUAAAUAUCUACAAAUGUGAAAUUAAAUAUUUUACUCCUUUUGACAUCUCCUAAGAGGAUACAUGCACAUUCAGCUGUCAGAUAAAGCUCUACAAUCCACUGCAUUCAUAUUGCAUGAUUACUGUCAUUGACAUACCUGGAAUGAGAAAGUAAGAAUUAAUAUUGGUCUACCAAAAGCACAGCAUUAAUCUUCCCUGUUUUAAGAAAAGAAUUACCUUUGAUGAAAAGAGUCACAUAUGUGGAGAGGGAGAAAACAAAUGAACCCUGUAGUAUACAGUAUUUAAUUGGAAUUGAAUAUAGGUGUAAACUCUGAUUUUCAAUGAAUAUAGAGAAAUAAAUAUGAAUACAUUUUAUAUGUAUUUAACAAGAUUUGUCCACUAAGAAAUCAUGGUAGCAAUGAUAUCCCAAUAGCAAUGAAUAUACUUAUUCCCUAAAUAUUGUAUUCUAACUAUUAUUCUCCAGCAAAUAGAAUUAAGGCUUCAUAGAGAAACAGUUGAUAGUAGGACUGGUGCAGGAAAAAAUAUAAGAUGACCCUUAUAUGUGUUGUUGGAUAAGAAAGUGUUCAAAGAGUAAUGAAGAUACCUCAGAAGGACCAAGAAGUCAAUUUGAAAUGUCUCCAACUGUCCAAAUCUCUGACAAUAUGAACAUCAAAAUGAAUAUUAAAAGAAUGAAAUAUAAUUAACUAAAUAAAAUAGAAACCAUUAGGCCAUUUAAAUAUGAAUAAAUAAAUGAAAAGUUUGAUGAAAAACAAAAUAAGCACUAGUAUCAAAGAAUACAAAAUAGCAGUUACAAACAAAAACACAUAAAUUUUUAGUAAAAAGUCCAACAGGCAGUACUUUAAUCAAGUGAUUCAGUUGAGCAACAUUAGAAAUGGGAUUAAUUUAAAUCAUGUAAUACCAGACUGGAUGAAAUAAGAAGUCAGUCUCACUUGUGUGCUAUUCCUACCAAAGACAUAUAACAUGAAACUAAACAUGAGAAAUGUCACACAAACCCAAAAUGAAAGACAUAAUUAAAAUAACUGGCUUAUAAUAUUUAACUCAUUGUAAGUUAAGCAUCAACUAUGUUGGUUCCAGACUGAGAAGACUAAUUUUCAUUACAAAAUUUUCCAGUGAUUUUCUAACGUGCAUUUAUCACAUAGAUUACUUAUAUCAACUUCUUCACUGAAAUUUUUAAAUAAAGAAUACAUGUUUUUAAAAAUUUGAACAGUCUGAUGUAGAAAUUCCAUUUCUAGGUAUACAAUCUAGAAAAGCACUUGAAUGUACAAUGAGGCAUCUAGAAGGGUAUUUAUGGCAGCAUUUUUAUAAUGAUAAAAACAGGAAAUACAUGUAAAAUAAUCUGAAAACAUGCCAUGAAAUAUCCAUCUAAAGAAAAACUAUGUAGCAGUUAAAUACACACACAUACACACACACACACGUACACACACGGAACUUGAUUGACAAGAUAUCUGUUGAACAAAGGAACUAUUGCUAUAGAGCCACAUACAUGAUACCUUUUAGUGUAAAAUAAAUAAACUACCCAUAUUCUAGGUCAAAACAGAAUGCACAUCAAACUGAUGUAGUAAUAGAGUGUCUACCUCCUAGGAAGGUGUGAUCUUUAGUCUUAUGAGACUUUUAAUUUUUUAAAUGAGGAAACGUACUUGUUAGUUUGGGUGUCUUGUUUUGUUUUGGUUUUGGUAGAAAGAUACACUCCCCCACCCCCCCACACACAAUGUUCAUGGACUAGGAAAAUUGCUAUUGUUACAAUUGCUGAGCUAUCCAAAGAAAUCUACAGAUUCAGUGCAAUUUCUACCAAAAUAACAAUGAUAUUCUUCACAGAACUUGGGGGGCGGGGAUCUUAAAAUUCAUAUGGAAGCACAAAAGAGCACAAAGAGACAAAUUCUGAGCAAAAGGAUCAAUGCUGGAGGCAUCACAAUACCUGAUUUCAAAAUAUACUAUAGAGCCAUAGUAACAAAAAUAAAAUUAUAUUGGCAUAAACAAAAAUAUAUAAGCUAGUGGAGUAGAAUAGAGAGUGCUGAGAGCCAUAGCCAAGUAGGAAUUACGCAUGGCAAUUUCCUUGUCAGCCUACCCAAUGUUGCCUAGAGGGAGGACUCUCCAUUGUGGAAAUGGGCUUGCCUUGGACCCAGGUCAUUUGCAGUGACAUUGCAUGAAUGUUUGAGAAAGGUGACCAUGCUCAAGGACCAGGGUGGAUCCGGGUUUAGGGUGGAUCUGGGUUUAGGGUCAAUCCUGCUUGUAAUAGGGUGGUUCCAGGUUUAAGGUGGAUCCUGCUGGGAAUAGGGAGUAUCCUGCUGCCUCAGGCGCCCACUCCUUGAGUUCCCAUUGAGUUCUCCUGGGAUUCAGAGAGUAUUUGGUAUGCAGAGCCCAGUGGAGUGUGUGGAUUUUCCCAGAAUGUGCCUGUAGAGUGCCGGUGACAGUUUGAGAAUAAAGAAUUGCUAUUUGAAUCUACAAGGCUGUGAGUGGCUCGUGAUUUUGCCAGCCAGACAGCGGCAAGAGAGUCCAAAAAAUAAAUUCACACAUCAACAGUCAACUUACUCAUCAGAGAGAAGGCAAAAAUAUGUAUUAAAGAAAAGACAGCCUCUUCAACCAAAGGUACUUGGAAAACCAGAUAUCCACAUAAAGAUUGAAACUAGAUCCUUCUCUUUCACCCAGUAUAAAAAUCAACUCAAAAUGGACCAAAAACCUUAAUAUAAGAUCAAAGCUCCAAAACUACUAGAGGGAAACAUAGGUGAAAUACAUUAAGAUAUCAGCACAGGCAAAGAUUUCCUCAGGAUUCUAAUAGCUCAGGAAACAAAAGAAUGGCUAUUAUCAUUAAAAAAAAAAAUAAAUGCUUGUGAGGAUGUGGAGAAAAAAGGAAUCCUGAUAUUCUAUUGGUGGGACUGUAAAUUAGUACAGCUACCAUGGAAAACAAUAUGGAGGUGUCCUUAAAAAACUAAAAAUAGUACUACCAUUUGAUCCAGCUAUAACGUUCUUGGGUAUAUACCUGAAGAAAAUGAAGACAAUGUACAAAAGAUACAGCUUAUAAUAACACAAAAAUGUGUAUGAAUAGUGUGUUUUUCCUUUUAAGGGCAUAUUUUUAAGCAAUGUAAAAGAUAAACUUAGCAAUAUCUGAAAAGAAACAUCAAAAUAUUAAGACUAAUUGUUUUGAGGCUGGAAAUCUGUGGGGUUCUUCUACUUUUUCAUUUCUUUCAAAUUUGCUACAUAUUACUCUCUAAAACAGAAAAUUACUAAAAGGAUUCCCUUCUAUGUCUUCCGAAUCUAAGCAUGAUUAGAUUUGGAAGAGGUAGAAUUACAAAACCGCACAGUAGGAAUUCAAUAAAUAAAUGAAUGUAUCAUUAAACAAAGAAUUACCUUAAAAAAGUUUGCAGUCCUAUCUACUGCAGAGCCUCAGAUCUUAUGGUCCUGGAUCUUUAAGGGAGUGACAAACAAUUCUGCUUCUACACCUUAGGAGCAGACCUCAUUUCUGUCAGCCUUGGCACUAGGUCUUGAUAAGCUUUUUCCAGGGUACCCACCAACCACUCCUACUAGACUCACUGGAGUCCAUGUGAGACAGCAGAUUGAAGCAACUGUUGAGUCCUAUGAAAACAAUGAGUUCUGAGCAUCCAUCUUCUAGUUUCUAGUCCUACAGAAUUAGGGAUGAUGCUUUCUUAAAGCAGCAUUUGGACUGGCACUUGGACCCUUACACAGUUCCUUCUAUCCACUGCAGGCAUUGCCAAGGCACUGGGCUCUCUGAGCCUGGCAAAGCCCAUGAGGUAACUGCAGAAGGCCCUGGGCCCACUCCUUAACUUGGGUCCUACCUGAACAGAGCUCUUCAUUUACUAGUUCAUUCCACUUCUCAUGCCCAGUCCUGUCAUUAAGGAUUAGUAUCUCCCACGUCAUAUAUGAGCUAAGAGACUUAGGUUAUGUGACUUAGGUAAGGGCACACAGCCUGUGCGAUGUGAAGCCUUAACAGCUGUCACUAUUGUUCUCUAAUUAGUAUAAUCUUCCUCCAUGAGUAUUUCCCAGGCACAGCCCCACAUAUAGGCCUCUGAGCCAUUUCUGAGUUGCUGGAGUGCAGCAGCUUUGCAGCCUGUAGGCUCCACCUCCGGGUCAGUCAUGGAGGUGAAGGGAAAAAGAUCCUUCAGACAGAGCAGGAAGAAGGUCACUCAGGUGACAGAAACCCCUGGCAGAACCUCAUCUGGAGACAAAUCACAACUCUUAUCUUCAGGAAGUAAAGGAAAAGGGAUCAAGAAGACAGAGCUGAGACCCACUGCCAACAUUAAGAAGCCAAACAACGACUUCUCUGGCCCCGCCCACACAGCCCUGCCCUGCCCCCAGCAGAGGCCCGCCCCGGCAUCACUCCAGCCCCCAGCAUCGCCUCACCCCAGUGCAUCCAUCUGAAAUCCUCCCCAUUGCUUCUUCACCCCUCCAGAUGUUUCUGAGCCCCACUAGAUUCUAAUUACCAAAUGCUGGGUACAAAGCCAUCAAUAAGGUAGACAUGGUCGCAUCCUGGGAGGUAGAAUUUAAGCUUAAUGUCCCAACACACUGCUGUGAAUUGGAAAGCACGGACAGAUUCCAGCCUGGGAGAAUCAAGGCAGGCAUCCAAGGAAAUCUUUUGCAGAAUAAUAGGAAGGAAAGAACAAAGGAGGUAUGCGAGUUCAAGGUAUUUGGAGUAACUUUUCAGUUUUUAUUCUUGUAUGGUGGUCCAAAACAUGCUUAAUGGAGGAGACUAGAGAAAUUUAAGAAAGUGAAAUAGUUUUUGAGUAGAGAAGCAAGGGAAAUGACUAAGAAAGCAAUCAUAUAAACUCCUAAUAAGAGCUUUGUUUCCUCAAUGGUGUGUCCCAAGUGCCUAGCAUAAACCAAUCUGAGAAGGAAUGAAAGGAUUCUCUUCAGGUAUAUUGAAACUGACCAUUUAAUUGUAGAUGAUGACUUAAUGGUGGCACCAAUAUACUUGUGUGUGUGUGUGUGUGUGUGUGUGUGUGUGUUUAUAUUACCCCAGAGAAGUAGCCCCAUUUUAGAUGACAGAUCCAAAAAAGGUAGAGUUGGAUUUGCUGCACAGAAAAGAUGAUAGGAGAUUGGGGGAGACCGUUUAAAGUGAAGCUAUUCAGAUUUGUGGUUAAGGGUAGGCUAUGAAAUUUUUCUUGGAAAGAGGAGAAAAUUAGAGAAAUAUUGGUGGAUCAAUAGGAUUGAAACAUUGGCAUAUUGAGGGCAUAAGCCAGAAGGACAAAGUGUGUAAUGUCAGACUUUAUUUUUUUCAGAGGUCACAGAUAUUCCUAGUUUUAAGUUCUACGGAGUGGCAAUCACUGACCUGGAAUGAGGGUAACUGGCUCUAAGAUGAGAAAGGGUGCAUGAGAGGUCAUGUUAUUGGAUGGCCUAUUCAGCUGGAUGUUGGGUCCUCCAAGUGAUUCCUCCCACUUAAAGCCCCUUGUUCUGAAAAUCAAUCCACCUCUUUCUUCUCCAAAAGACUCCCCAGAAUCAACAUUCUUCCUGCAACUCUAUGCUUACUAAAUGACAUCACUUUGGAGAAUAAAGCAGAAAUGGAAUGGUAAGAAAGAAUGCUGUGGUAGACAUCUGUUUGGGUUUUGUUUUUGUCACCUAGCAUUCACUCACCUUAUUGCCCUCUGGGGAACUAACUCCGUUCUCAGUUUCAGACCAUGAGCAAGUGAAGUUGUCUUUCCUCUCUACUCUUAUUUUAAGGAUGAUAUAUAACUCAGAAAUGGUGAAAAGGAGCAUUUCAUUUUUCUGGUAGCAGUGAUUUGUAAGGAAAGGGUGUGGGAACCAAGUGGAGACAAUAAAAAUCAAAGGGAUUUUUGAAAGGACCUAGUGAGAGACCCAUUUCUCCUACCCUUGAAACUUAGAGGAUGUAGCUAUGAACUUACUAGACUCAAAGUCUUAAAAUGAAGCGAGUCUAGAAUUAAAGGCAUGAAUAGAAACAAAUAAAAAAAAUGAUCCUGAUGGCAUCAAUUGAGGCCCAGCAUGAACCCUGCUGCCUGAAGCUUGCCUUCCUUCCCAACUUUUUUCAGAUACCUGAGUUGACAACUUCUCUUUUUUAUUUAAGUCAAUUGAAUUAUAUUUGUUGUGCUAGCCAGUUUUUCAUUGCUAUGUCCAAAAUUCCUGACAAGAAUAACUUAGAGAAGGAAAAGUGUAUUUGGGGCUUACAGUCUCCGAGAUUUACUUCAUGGUUAGCUGACUCCAUUGCUUUGAGCCUGAAGUGAUGCAGAACAACAUGGUGGAAGAACAUGGUGGAGGAAAGCUGCUCAGUUCAUGGCAGCCAGGAAGCAGAAAGUACCCAAGCAUCAAGGGUCAAGAUACAUUCCCCUAGGACAGUCCCCAGUGUCCCACUUCCUCCAGCUACACCCUACCUGUCUAUGUGGACCACCCAGUAGUCCAUUCAAAUUAUGAUCCCAUCAAAUGGAUUGCUCCACUGAUGAUGCUACAACUCUCGUAAUCUAAUCAUUUACCUCUGAACAUUUCUGAAUUAGCUAAUAUGUUGUGGAGAGUGCAUUUCCAAAUCCAAACCAUAAUGUUCAAGGUGAUUUAUAUAUGACUAAUUCCUCACAAUUAGGGAGUAAGGACUGUCCAUUCCUGGCUUCCUUUUCCAUGCUAGCCCAAUAAAUAUACUAGUUUCUAUAUCCCUCAGGUUACCCUUUUGAAAAAAUAGGAAAAGUUACCUGCUUCAAAGCCUUACGAAGAUUAAAUGUUUAUAAUAUACAUAAAGGCACAAAUUUGGGGGUAGGGGGAUGGCUCGGUAGCAAAACACUAGCCUAACAUACAUGAGACCCUGAGUUCAAUCCCUAGCAGUACAAAAUAAAAGUGAGGAACAGGAGAAAAUGUUUUCCAAAGUUCUUAAGUACAAGCAGCAUGUGAUGUUUCUAAAUUAAAUUUGGUGAAAAAACCCCACUUUGAAAAGUAGGAAGAUAUCCAAUAUUAGUCAUUCGUGGGGACCUUUUGCCUGUUUAUUUAGUAUAAAGCAAUAUGCCAACGUUGGACAAUGCAAUGUUUUGUCUCAGUUCAUAAGCUAAUGGGCCUUGACUACUAGUCUUAUCAGCAAACAUCAUUUCAUCCCUUAAAAAAAUCCUUCUACCUCCUAGAGGACUUCAACAUAGCACCCAUCCACUUAAGAAACCCAUCUUUAUAUUUUUUUUCUGAAGUCACUGGAGCUGCUACUACCAUUAAACAGCUCUCUCUCUUUCAACCUAGGAUCUGUGUCAACUUUGCCCUCCUCCUUCUUCCCUUAUCAGAACACUAAUUAAAUAUCUUUCCCACAUGCAAAUCUGGAUGGCACUAUCCAACACACUAUCUAACAUUUGUCUCAAAACUUCUGUUUUAAGUUAAGAAACAUGAAAAAUAUUAAUAACUUUUGGAUCCAAGAGCUCAGAAAUUUCUGGUAGACAAAGAUGGAAACAAUUUUGAUUCCUGUGGGUGUUCCCUCUGGUAGGGAGUAGAAACAUCAGAAUAUAACUUGGUCAAGGACCAUGCGACAAAUGAAGAUGACCUAAAUAAAGUUGUAUAAGUAGGUAGAGCAAGAAUCCCUACAGAGGAAAUCACUCAUUCUUGUUGCGAGCAUAACCUCUCUCCCACAGUAAGGCAUUGGUAAACUUACAUAAUCAUCAUGUGGGCUCACCCUUGCUCACCUCAAUUUGGAGAGAUUACUUCCUAGAUGCUCUGUGAAUGCAAACUCUAACUGUCUCAUCCAACGUUUCUCUGAAUAGAAGCGAAUAUCUGGGUGCCAGGUAUGACUUCUUAUGUGACCUCAAGCCAAUCACUCAAACUCUUUCAUCCUCCACAUCUCUUGAUUAGAGUCCAAUAUCCAAAAAGAAACAAAGAUAAGAAUUGCGGACAAAUUCAACACAAACCAUGCAAACAUAAAGAAACAGUAGAGUGAAAUAUUUAAAGGGUUGAAAUAAAAAGAAGCAUCAAAUUCAAAUUCUAUAUCCAGAGAAAUUACACUUCAAAAUUGAAAAAUAAAUGAAAUAUUUCUCUAACAAAGAGAGAAAGAGAGAGAAGGAAUCAUUAUUAGAAGAAUCAUCCUGCAAGAAAAGACAAAAAAUGUGGGGCCAGUAGGGUGGUUUUGUCCUAUAACCCCAGCUAAUCAGAAGGUAGAAGCAAGAGAAUGCAAUGUUAUAGGACAGCCACAGCAACUUAGCCAGAUGCUGUCUAAAAUUUAAAAAAUAAAAUAGUCUGAGGAUUUGGCUCAAAUGCAGAGUGCCCCUGGAUUCAAUGCCAAGAAUAGAGAGGAAAAAAAGUUAAAUUAAACUCUUUAGGGAGAAGAAAAAUAAUGUUAUCCGAUCCAUAUAAAAGAUAAGAAAAUGACUGGUGAGAGAAUAAAUGAAAAUAAACUAAAAUUUUUAUUUUCUUAUUUUUUUCUGCCCACCUACCAAUGUUGGUUCUAUUUGUUUCCAUAUUGUUAUGGGAAUUUAGUGUUGUACAUAAUGAGGGAAUUCGUUGUUGCAUAUUUGUACAUACUCACAACAUAACAAUAUAAUUUUGCCCAUAUUCUUUUCCAUGAUUUCCUCGUUUUCUCACUUCCUCUCUCCUCCUAUCCCCUUUUCUCUACUCUACUGAUUUGCUUUCAAUUUUUGUGAGACAAUACACCCCUUUUCCCUUUUUCCUCCCUAGCUUCCAUAUAUAAGAGAAAACAUACAACCCUUGACCUUCUGAGUUUGACUUAUUUUGUUUAUUAUAAUUGCCUCAAGUUCCAUCUACUUUCCUGCAAAUGACAUAAUUUCAUUUUUCUUUAUGGCUGAGAAAAACUCCAUUUUGUAUGGAUACUACAUUUUCUUUACCUGUUCAUUGGUUGAUGGAUACCUAGAUUUUUGGUUCAAUAUUUUUGUUAUUGUGAGUUGGGCUGCCAUGAACAUGUGUAUGAAUGUAAUGCUGUACUAUGAUGACUUAAAAUUCUUUAGGAUAAAUACCAGGGAGUAAUACAGCUGGGUCACAUUGUGGUUCCCUUCCUAGUCUUUUGAGAAAACUUCAUACUAACUUCCAGAGUCGUUGUGUUAAUUUACAAUCCCACCAACAGUGUGCAAAUGUUUCAUUUUCUUCAUAUUCUCUCUAGCAUUUAUUAUUUUUUGUAUUCUUGAUGGUUGCCAUUCUCUUGGAGUGAGAUGAAAUCUCAGUGUUAUUUUCAUUUGCACUUCCGUAAUUGCUAAUAAUGUUAAACAUUUUUUUGUAUAUUUUUGGCUAUUUGUAUUUCUUCUUUUGAGAAAUGAACAUUUAGUUCAUUUCCCCAUUUAUUAAUUGGAUUAUUUGCUUUUGCAGGGGCAAACAUUUUUAGUUCUUUAGUUAUCUUAGAACAAGCUUCAAAGUCUGUAACAUAUUUUGUAAUUUGUACACCAGAAGGAGAAGAAAGUUUCAAGCUAAAGAAAUAUUUGAAGGAAUAAUUGAUAAAAUUCUGGAUAUAAUUCUCUGGAUAUAAUUCUCUCUCUGAAGAGUAGCUAGCAACAAUUGUCUUCCAUUUCUACAUUCUGUCUUCACAUUCUUAAUUGUUUUCUUUGCUGUGAAGAAACUUUUUAAUUUGAUGCCAUUUGGUUUAUUAAAUUCUGGCCUUAUUUCUUGAGCCUUUAGGGAUACUAUUGAGAAAGUUAUUGGCUGUAAGCUGCAUAGUUGAACCUAUAUUUUCUUCAAGGAGUUGCAUAGUGUCUGGUCUAAUUGUGAGGUCUUUCAUCUAUUUUGAGUUGACUUCUGUGCAGGGCAAGAGAUAAGGAUUUAAUCUCAUUCAUCUACAUAUAGAUAACCAGUUUCCCCAGCACUAUUUGUUUAAAAAGCUAUCUUUCCUUCAAUGAAUGUUUUUGGCGCCAUUGUCAAGAAUCAGAUGACUGUAGACUGUGAAUUUGUCUCUGUGUCUUCUAUUCUGUCCCAUUGGUUUGUGUAUCUAUUUUUAUGCCAGUACCAUGAAGUUUUGGUUACUAUAACUCUAUAAUAUAAUUUGAAAUCAGGCAUUGUAAUGCAUUCAGCAUUGCCUUUUCUGGCUUAGAGUUGCUUUAGCUAUUCUGGGUCUUUUAUUCUUCCACAUGAAUUUUAGGACUACUUUUAAUAGUUCUGUGAAGAAUUUCAUUUUGAUGGGGAUUGGAUUGAACCUGGAUAUUUAUUUUGGUUGCAUGUCCAUGUUAACAAUACUAAUUCUGCCUAUCCACUAAUGUGGGAGAUCUUUCUAUCUUCUUUAUCUUUUCAAUUUCUUUUUUCAAUGUUUUAUAGUUUGCAUUAUAGAGAUCUUUCACCUCCUUGGUUAUAUUAAUUCCUGGGACUUUGUGUGAGGAGGUAUGGGAGUUAUUUUUGAUAGGACUAGUUUCAUGAUUUCUUUCUCAACAGGUUUUUUUUUGGGGGGGGACGGUAGGGGAGGUAACAGGGUUUGAACUCAGGGGCACUUAACCACUGAGCCACAUCCCCAACACCUAUUUAUUUAUUUAUUUAUUUAUUGUAUUUGUAUUUUAGAGACAGAUUCUCACUGAGUUGCUUAGGGCAUCACUAAGUUGCUGAGGCUGGGUUUGAAUUUGCAAUCCUCCUGCCUGAGCAUUUGAGCAUCCUGACCUUCUGGGAUUACAGGCAUGCACCACUGCAUCUAGCUAGCAGAUUCAUUAUUGGUGUAUAAGAAGGCUAUUAACUUUUGUAUAUUGAUUUUGGAGCCUGUUGCUUUGUGAAGUUUGUUUAUUAGCUCUAAAUGUCUUCUGGUGGAGCUUUAUGGAUCUUGUAAGUAUAGGAUCAUAUCUUCAAACAGUGAUAAUUUGAGUUCUUCCUUUCCUAUUUUUAGCCCUUUUAUUUCCUUCCCUUGCCUAAUUGCUCUGAACAGAACCUAGAACUAUAAUGAAUAGGAGUAGUGACAUAUCUUUAAGGAAAUUCUUUCAGUUUUUCCCCAUUCACUGUGCCAUUGACUUUGAGUUUUCAUAUAUAGCCUUUAUAAUGUUGAGGUGAGUUCCUUCCAGCUUCAUUUCUUAUAUAUUGUAUAUAUAAAGUAUAUACAAUAUAUAAAAUACAUAACUAUAUAAAAUAUUUGCUAAUAUUUUAUUGAGAAUUUUUGCAUAUAAUUUCGUCAGGGAUAUUGGUCUGUGGUUUUCUUGAUGCAUCCACCUCUGGUUUUGGUAUAAGUGUGAUACUGGCUUUUUAGAAUAAAUUUGAAAGUAUUUUAUCAUUUCCUAUUUCAUGGAAUAAUUUCAGGACCAUUUGCACUGGUUUUUCUUUAAAAGUCUGGUGAAAUUCAGUUAAGAAUCCAUCUGGUCUUGGACUUUGUUUAUUGAAAGGUUUUUAUUAAUGCUUCCAUCUCAUUGCUAGUUGUAGGUUCAUAUAGGUUUUCUAUGUCCUCUUGAUUCAAUUUUGGCAGGCCAUAUGUAUCUAGAAAUGUAUCCAUUUCUUACAGGUUUUUCAAUUUAUUGAAGUAAAAGUUUUCAAAGUAGUCUCUAAUAAUCCUCUGAAUUUUUGUAAUGUCUGUAGUGAUUUCUCCUUUUUCAUCUCUCAUUUGAUUAAUUUGGAUCUUCUGUUUUUUCUUUUGGUUAGUUUGGCUAAGGGAUUAUCAAUGUUGCUUAUCUUUUUUUAAGAGAGAGAGAGAGAGAGAGAGAGAGAGAAUUUUUUAAUAUUUAUUUUUCAGUUUUCGGUGGACACAACAUCUUUAUUUAUUUAUUUUUUUUAUGUGAUGCUGAGGAUCGAACCCAGCACCCCGUGCAUGCCAGGCUAGCACAUUACUGCUUGAGCCACAUCCCAGCCCAAUGUUGCUUAUCUUCACAGAACAAACUCUUCAUUUCAUCGAUCCUUUAUAUUUUUUUAAUUCUCAAUUUCAUUGAUUUUUGGCUCUGAUUUUAAUUAUUUACUUCCUUCUACUGGUUUUAGAAUUUGUUUUAGUCAGCAUUAUUUUUGUUUAGUCACCGCUGUGACUAAAAGACCUGAAAAGAACAAUUUUAGAACUCCAGAAAAAGUUUAUUUGGCAUCCAUGAUUUCAAGGUCUCAGUCCAUAGAUGGUCAACUCCAUAAUUCCAGACCCAAGGUGAGGCAGAAAAUUAUGGUUGUGGCAACCGAAAGCAGCUUAUACAGAGCACCAGGAAAUAGAGAGAGCUUCACUAACCAGAAACAAAAUAUAUACCCCAAAGGCAUCACCCAAGGACCUACCUACUCCAAAUACACUUUACCUGCCAAAAUCUACCACCCAGUCAAUCCAUCCAGCAGAAUUAAUGCACUGAUUAGAUUAAGACUCUCAUAACCCAAUCAUUUCAGCUCUAAAAUUUCUUGCAUUGUCUCACACAUGAGCUUUUGGGCAAAUUUCACAUAGUAGAAUUCUUUUUUUCUACCUUUUUCAAGUGUUUUGUGAUGCAUCAUUAGGUUGUACAUUUGGGAUCUUCUUGAUUUUCUUAUGCAGGCACUCAUAGUUAUAAACUCUCUUUUUAGAAUUGCCUUCAUGGUGCCCCAAGGGUUCUUGUAUUUUAUAUAAUUAUUCUCAUUUGAACUUAAGAAUUUUUAAAUUUCUCCCCUGAAUUAUUCUUUCACUCAUUCAUCGUUCAAAAGUGUAUCAUUCAAUCUCCAUGAGUUUAUGUAGUUUCUGUAAUUUUUUUGGUGUUGAUUUCCUAUUUAAUUCCAUUAUAAUCUAAGUAGGUGCAAGGAAUUACAAAAAUUAUUUUUGUAUUUGCUAAGAGUUGUUUUGCAGCCUAAAAUAUGGUCUUUUGGAGAAGGUUUCAUGAGCCAUUGAGAAGAAACUAUAUUCAAGUAAUGUUAGAUAUUCUAAAGAUGUAUGUUGGAUAUUCUAAAGAUGUAUGUUGAUUCCAUUUGAUUUAUAAUAUUUUUAGGUCCAAAAUGUCUUUACUGAGUUUAUAUCUGGAUGAACUACCUAUUGAUGAGAGUGGAAUAUAGAAAUCACCCAGCAUUAUUGUACUGGGAGCUGAGUCUUUAAUUUGAAUAGUAUUAAUUUUAUAUAAUUAGAUGCACCCACAUUGGGGACAUAAGUAUUUACUAUCAUUAUAUAUUCUUGUUGAAUAGUUUCCUUUGUCAAUAGGACAUGAUCUUUCCUCUUUUGAUUAAUUUUGUUUUGAAUUCUGCUUUGUUAGAAUAUGAGAGUAGCUACUCCUGCUUGUUUUCAGGCUGCAUUGGCAUGGUAUAUCAAUUUUAUUCUUUUACUGUGGUUGCCUUUUCCUGUAAUGUGAAUCUCUUGUAAGCAACCUGAAGUUGGGUCUUGUUUUGUUUUCUGUUUUUUUUUUUUUUUCAUUCUGCCAGCCUAUCUUUUAAUUAGAGAGUUAAGAUCAUUCACAUUAACUGUUGUUUUAGAGAGAUGUUUAUUAAAUCUUACCAUUUUGAUUUACAAUAUGUAAUUUAGUUCUCGUUCUCAUUUACUUAGCUACUCUUCAAAUGAGAUUUGUUCACUUUUUAUUUCAUCUGUAGGCAGUAUUUCUUUAAAUAAGUUCUGUAGUGUCAGCUUUGUAGUCAUGAAUUCAUUUAGCUUCUGCUUACCUUGAAAGGUUUUUAUUUCUUUUUCAAUUUUGAAGGAUGCUUUGUUAGAUAUAGCAAUAUUGGUUGAUGUGGACAGUGAUGACUCAGAUUGGGAGUCCAUGAUUGAUUCAUGGCUGUGGUGUGCCUGCUAUCUGGGAAUGUUUCUGUGCAAGGGAUGCCAACUUGCUAUGGUGAUGGCCAGCCUGAAGAGUCUCUGUGAAAGAGUCUUAUCAGUUUUGUCCUUGAUCUCAGACACAAAGGUCCAGAGAAUAGAGGAUUUCUGAGUAUGUCAAGAAAACCACAAUGUUUCACCAGUGCUGCUACUUCCAAACCUGCCUGCUUAACAUUAACUUUAGACAAUGGGCUUCCUAAGUGCUGCAGGAAGCUCCAAGCAUUGUAACAGUGAAAUAGCUCCAAGAAUGUUUGUAGCCCGGUAACUUUCUAGUGCACAAAAAACAAUACCUCUAUAGUCUUUAACUUCUCGAUGAUGAGAACCUAUAAAAUAAACAAAUUUGCUGGGUCAGCUCUUCAGUCACUCUUUCUCCAUCAGACAGCAGUGUUCUAUCUGAUCCCAGCUUUCUCUCAAUAUCUGUGUGUUUUUCUUAAUUCCAUAUCACCCCUUUUUGGUUUUCUAAAGGUUCAGCCAUGCAAGUCACAGCAAGUUGACAUUAUUUUCUUUCAGGACUUGGAACACAUCAUUCCAAAACCUUUCAGAAUUUUUGCUGAGAAAUCAGAAGUAAUUCUGGUUAGCUUGCCUCUUUAUGUGACCUGAUGUUGUUUCCCUUAAAGCUUUUAAAAUUCUAUCUUUGUUCUGUAUGUUAAACAUUUUAAUUAUGAUGUAUUGUUGAGAAGUUCUUUUUUUUCCUUGUCUAUUUAAGGUUCUAAAUGCCUCCUUGUAGCUGAAUGUCCAUUCAUUCUCAAAGCUUGGAAAUUUUUCUGUUACUUCUCUAAAGAGGUUAUCCAUGACAUGAGUCUUCAUCUCACACCCCCUUCAAUUUCUCUGAUUCUUAAAUUUAGUGUCAAUGUUGUUCCAGAGUUCUUGUACAUUAUGGUUAGGGUUACUUAUUUUCUUUAAUACUCUCUAAAUGUUCAAGGCCAGUCACUUUGUCUUCCAUCUCUGAGAUUCUGUCUUCAGCAUUGUCUACUCUAUUAAAGAGACUUUUAACUGAAUAUUGUACUUGAUUUAUUCUGUCAUUCAUUUCCAAGAUUUCUAAUUGGUUCAUUUUUUCCUUAAUAUUUAUUUAAUUGUAGAUGAACACACAGUAUCUUUAUUUAUUUUUAUGUGGUACUGAGGAUCAAACCCAGUGCUUUACACAUGCAAGGCAAGUGCUUUACCACUGAGCUACAGCCCCAGCCCCGUCUAAUUGGUUCUUUUUAAAAUCUCUUUCUCCUUACUGAAUUUCUCAUUCAUAUUGACUUCCUUAAAUCAUUCAGUCAUUUUUCUGUGUUCUCUUGGAAUUCAUUAUUUUUAUAAUCAUUCUUUUGACAUCUUAAUCUGAUAUUUCAUCCAUUUCAAUAUCUUUGGGGUAAGUUGCCAGUUAACUAUCCCUUGUUUUUUCACAUUUCUUGUAUUCCUGUGUCGGAGUUUAUGCAUUUGUUGGGAUGUAUAUAUCUUUCAUGCUUAUGAUUGGACCACAGCUUUCCCAUGCCAAAUUGUCCUAGAGUAAUCUAGAUUGAGACCCCCCCUCACAGGUGUGGUAUUCUCAGGCUUUGUGGUAAUUCUGUGUCAUUGUUGUUGUUAUUUGUUGUAGAAGUGGAUGUCCAGAGACUGUAAACCCACCCAUAGAGAUUUCUAUUUGGAGCUUUGGGUUUUAGUCUCUUCUCUUCUUCGUAGAAAAGUAUAGCUGUAGUUUGAGUUUGGUUAAUUUAUGUGUGGAGCAAAGUGUGCUUUCUUUUGGCUGAGUGAGUUUAAUUCAGUAUCAAAAUCUCUUCCCUGUGAACUUUCAGUGUCCCUGUGUAUUACCUGAACCUCACAGAAAAAAAGGGAAACAAGUAAUAGCACACAGAGAAGCAAACAAUAUACAGCAUUAAAAUAAAUGCCUUGUGAGGAGCUGAGGUUGUGGCUUAGCGGGAAAGGGGCUGAGGUUGUGGCUCAGCGGUAGAGCACUUGCCUUGCAUGUGAAGCACUGGGUUCGACCCUCAGCAUCACAUAAAUAAAUAAAUAGAUAAAUAAAUAGAUAGAUAAAGGUGUUGUGUACAACUAAAGAAAAAUUUUAAAAAAAGAAACUGAAAUCUGAAAAAAUAAAUAAAUACCUGGUGCCUACUAUGAUAUCUACAACACUACCACAGAAACAAGAAUGAUGGGUUCAACAAUUGUCAACAGCCAAAACAGUAAAUAACCAUGAACUAUAUCUGGAAUUAAUAUAAACAGCAGGUGUCAACUCUGUCAUCCAUAGUAGUAAGAAUCACAACAACAUAAAUGUUGGGGGCAGGAGUUAUACAAACCAUAUAGUUCUAAAAGAUGUUAAAAAUACAGUUCAUUAAGAGAAAAGAAAAUAUGAUAGAAUAAAGAGAGUUUAGAAUGUUCAAAUUGUGAACAGAGAAUGCAGAUAAGAUGUAUCCAGUGAUGGUUAUAAGGAAGGAGGAGAAGAACAAGUAGAGAGAGAACAAGAAAAUUUCGUGUUAGCAAGACAAGAAUGGAGAGGAAAAAGAAACAAGAGAAACAAAAACAAAACAAAAAAUAUAUAGAUAGAUAGAUCAAAAGCCCUAACCCUCAAAAAAGAAAAACCACUACAUCUUAAAAAUGCUAAAUAUGAGAAAUGAGAAAUACAUGUGUGUGUGUGUGAAUGUAUAUAUAUGUGUGUGUGUGUAUAUUACAUACAUAUAUGUAAUACACACACACACACACACACACACACACACACAUAUAUAUAUAUAUAUAUAUAUAUAGAUAUCUAUAAGCCAAUCAACACAGCAAGAACAAAAAAUGGAAAAGAUUCAUACUGAAAAUUAAGAUUUUCUCCAUUGAGAUGAAUAAAACAGUUAAAGAAAAUGAAUGGAUGGUCACUACCUAUGCUCAACUAUCCUUGUUUCUGUUUCUUCUUGGGCUGUGUACUGACACAGAGAGAGUAGCAGGCAGAGCAAGGGCUGAGGUUGUUAACCUCUUCUCCUUUUUGUGUUGCUCACCAAUCUGCUAGUUGGAGUGGCCUAAAUCUGACUUUCAACAUUCCCUUCUCACCUAUAUAAGGUAGGAUGGAAUGAAAAGUACUCUUUGAAAUUUUGUCUGGACAGCCCAGAUGGAUGCACUCCCAGGACAGGGCUACUGAAGAGUUCUGUGUGCGGAGUUCCAAUGACUGGAGCCUAGGUCUUAUGGGUUUUUACAGGCUUCAUUAGGUGGUAUCUGCUCUGAAGGGAUUAGAUCAACACACCUCUAGGUUCUGGCAGAUGCCAAUCUUGAUUGGGAGUCUGGAUCCCAGGAGCGUCCCAAGAAUUCUACUUGCAGAGCAUGGGAACCAAUCCUCCACACGCUCUGCUACUCAUAAUCACAAUGUUCCCACAUUUAGUCACUGAGUGUGUUCACACCACUCUGUUCAGCUUUCUGGCCCUCUUCAGCUGGUUGUAUGAGCUGUCAGACCCCAAAGAAAAACAAGUUGGCUCCCCUUUAUUUUUCUGACUUGAAUCUCCCUGACUACAGUCUUCUUUGUGCCUUUUUCAAACAUAUUGUGCUAGGAACACCAUAGGCCACAUGUUAUGUGCUUGCCAGGGCAGUAUAGCAAUGUUUGCUAUGAGUUCCAACAGCAGCAAGAUGAAGUGUAACCUCCUCAAGAUGGCUCUCCAUUUUCCAGUUGAGAAAUACAAAACACUUUUUAAACACAGUUCACUGUGCAGCGUCUGCAUCAGUUAAGUUCUAUUUGCUUUUCUGAUGUACAGGUUUUUCUGUGCCAAAUCUGUCAGUUGUGUUUCUCUCUGUUUGUAUUAUCCCUCCCCUCUGAGGUAAACCAGCCCUGCUGCUGCUGCUGCUGCUGCUGCAAUGGUUUUGGCUCUAACAUACUCUUUCUUAUUCUUUGUCCAACGCACCCAAAUUUCUGAGUUUCUAAGAAACUCUGACUGCCUGAUCCUGAAUUUCAGUGAAUUCCCCCUGUCACCCACCUCACUGAGAAACUAUUCCCAUUGCCAUGGAGCAAUUGGAAAUGGAACAUCCCUCUAUCUGCCAUUCUAAUGUUUGUUUUUAAAAUGGGUAAAUGGGGGCAGGGGAUAUUGCUCUAUAGUAGUGCUUGCCUGUCACAAGGAAGGCUGUGGGUUCCUGCAAUCCCCAGGACAACCUAAUUAAUUAAUUAAGGUAUAAGGGGCUUCAAACAAAGUCUUUAGAAACUGGGUAAAGUUAAGCAAUGUAUUCCUAGAAUAUCCAGAAACAAAUGUGGCUUCCUAGAAUAUCCAGAAACAAAUGUGGCUAUUCUUUUAUUUUGUAAUUGGCAUAAAAAUAGCAAUAACACCCCCACCACAGUGAGUAAUUAUGAUAUAUGGAAUAGUGAAAAGAUGAAUGACAGAAAUGUUAUAGCCACAAGAGGAAGGAAAUGGGUAGUCUUUAGUGUUGGGUACCUAUACUACUUGUGAAGCAGUAGAGCAUUAUGUGAAAGUAGUAUAAACUUGUUGUAAAUGUACAUUACAAACUCUUGGAUGACCACUAAUUUUUUAAAAGAAAUAAACUAAGAGAUAGCUGAGUCAGAUAAAAUGUUUGUUUAAAAAAACUGUCAGGCCAUAAGAACAGGAUCAAAAGAACUACAAGACAAAAAACAAAGUGACAAUAGUAAGUCCUUACAUAUCAAUAAUUAUUUUAAAUAUAAAUAGAUUAAAUUUGUCCAUAGUGAGAUGUAGAGUAGCUGAAUUAAUUUUAAAAAUUAAGAUCCAUCUGAUGCUAUAUAAAAGAAGCUCAUUUAGCCUUAAGGACACACAUAAGCUGAAAAUGGAGAGCUUGAAAGAUAUUCCAUGCAGUGGAAACCAAUAGGGAGAUAUGGUGGCUAAACUUAUGUCAAACAAAAUGGACUUUAUGUUUAUCUGGUAGAGAUAUUUGUGAAACCAUGUUUUCUGCAGCAUUAUUCACAAGAGUUAAGAUAUGGAAAUAACAUAAGCAGCCCUAAGAGAUGAAUAUUGUGAUCUGUGUGUGCACGCACACAUGCGCACAUACAUUAGGCAUGCUUUAAAAAGGAAGAUUUUGUUGUUUUAAAUGACACAGAUGAAACUGGAGGAUAUUAUGCUAAAACAAGUGAAACAAGUCAAACACAGAAAGAAAAAUACUGUGUGAUCUCAUAUGUAAAAUCUGGAGGAAAAAAUGUGUACAUUGAAACAAAGAGUAAAAUGAAUGUUGGUAGAAUGAUAAGAGGUAGGUCAAAGGAUACAAAGCUGGAUUUACAUAAAAUGAAUAAGUCUAGAGAUCUAAUGUACAUCAUGGGUAAUAUAGUUAAUAAUAUUGGAUUUUUGUUGAGAACUUGCUAAGAAAGUAUAUUUUAGGUGCUCUUACCACACAUACCCACACACAAAGGUAACUGUAUGAGAUGAUGGCUGUUAAUUAGCUUGACUAUAGAAACCAUUUCACUAAGUAUAUAAAAACCUCAUGCUAUAAUUGUAAAUAUACAUGAAACUGAAAAUGAAAUAGAAUGUCAAAAUUAAAAAAAUAUAUAUAUUUUUUUAAAAAGUCUUGUUUAAAAUCAAUUCAAAAAAUGGGAAGAAAAAUAAAGACUAGAUACAAUGAAUAAUAAACUGUUGAAGAUAUAAUGGCUAUAAUCCAAAUAUAUAACUUCAUUUUAAAAAUCACUUUUAAAGUGAUUUAAAUAAAUUCACUAAUUAAAAGACAGACUAUGAGAAUGGAUCGAAUAAAAUAAAAAUAAAAUAAAAAAGAUUGCUAGCUGGAUAUGAUGACAUACACCUUCAGUCCAAACUACUCAAGAGAUGGAGGCAGGAAGAUCACUUGAGUCCAGGAGUUGGAGGUCAGCCUGAGCAACAUAGUAAGAUCCCAUUUCAAAAAAGUUCUAAAAAAUUUUUUAAAUGUCACCUACAAGCUACAUUAAAUAUAAUGAUACAAAUAAACUAAAAAUAAAGGGAUGUAUAAAAUGUAUUAUUCUAACACUAAUCUAACAGAAAACAGACGUAGUUCUUAGUUUCAGACAAAUCAGCCUUCAAAAUAAGAAAAAUUAUCAGGGAUAAAAAGGGAAUUCCAUAAUAACAAAGGGAAGGGUCAAUUCUCCCAGAAGACACAAUAAUCUUUAAGAUGUAUAUAUUUUAAAAGAGUAUCAAAAUAUAUAAGGCAAAAACUGCAAUGAGAAACAGCUGAAUUCACUAGUAAUGUUGAAGACUUCAACACCUCCCUUUCAUUAAUUGACAGAUUUAGCAGGUAGGAAAAUCAUCAAGAAUAUCUUUGACUUGAGCAACACCAUCAUUUAACUUGAUCCAACUAACAUUGAAAUAAUUCACCCAGCAAUGGAAUGAAUACACAUUUCUCUCAAAGUUCCCAUGGAAUAUUUACCAAGAUAGAUCAUAUUCUGAUCCAUAAAACACACCUUAACAACUAUAAAAUAGAAAUUCCCCAUAACUGAAAAAAAAAUAGAAACAAUACAAUGUCUGCUCUCAGA